Messenger RNA from Tinamus guttatus (white-throated tinamou), 597 nucleotides. RefSeq names its product RD3 like (gene RD3L). The record is from RefSeq and is a predicted model, not a curated record. NCBI's taxonomy places the organism in Eukaryota, Metazoa, Chordata, Aves, Tinamiformes, Tinamidae.
AUGCCACUUUUCGGCUGGAUGAAAUGGCCAAAAAAUGAUUCCUACAAAUCCACGCCAUAUCCAGGAUCAGAAGUGGUUACAAAAACCCUGCUGAGGGAAUUGAGGUGGCACCUGAAAGAGCGUGAGAGAUUAGUGCAAGAGAUCGAAAGCGAACAGAAAGUCCCCAAGGCUGGUGUGGAUUACAACUGGCUCAAGAGCUACCAAAAUCCACAAGCCACAAUUCCAGCCACGGAGCAGCGGCAGCUCGAAGCCCUUUGCUCACAAAUCCAACCCUGCCAGACUGGGACUGUUCUCAGCAGAUUUCGUGAGGUUCUGGCGGAAAACAACGUUCUACCUUGGGAAAUAGUCUACAUAUUCAAGCAAGUCUUAAAAGAUUUUCUUACUGCCAUCGAGAGGGAGAACCACCAAGAGCAAGCGGCAGACGCGUGGAAUACAAACUGCCCCGAGCACUUCGGCCCACGCGGAGACGCUUCUCACCAAUCGGACAAAGACGAAAUCCCCACGGUGUCCAGUUAUGUCGACAAGAACACGCAGAGCCUGUUUCCCACCUUCUCCCACAGGAUCUGGAAUCUGCCGUAUUACUACCCAUCAAGCUAA